AAAACUCGUCUGGCGCGCCAAAUUUCAAAGGACUUCCUGGGGAAAAGAACGCGAAAAUCUCCAUUAAGAAACAACAACGAUGAAAUUGGAUAUAAGUCAAACGUUAUUGAAAUAAUUCAGUGUAUAGAUAUUUGUGAACAAGCGUCAGCCGCAGCUUCACGUUCCUAUAAGAAUUGAAGUGCAUCAGAUUCUUACCAAUUUUGUGAAGAUACAGUCUGAGAUUGAACCACCUGAAGCUGCCAGUUAAAUACCCAAGUCUUUGUAACAAUUUUUGAAUAAUAAACCGUACAAACUAGCACAAACACUGACUGGAUUACUCCCAACAACUCUAAAUAAUUAUUACUCUGAAUAAUAAUCUGUUCACAAUUAAAUGUGAAUAUUGUAGAAUUCAUUAACUAUUUUUAAUGUUAACUCUGUUUGACAUACAUCGCACAACAUUGCAGUCUACUUACUGAUUUAAGUGCCAUUUAAGACAUGGAGACCUCUAUGUAAGGAAGUGACCGUCCCUGAUUGGGGUGGGGAUUGGUGAGUUGUGGCCAUGCUGUCCGGAGUCCAGCUGUGUUUCCAGCUGUUGAGAAUCGGCCCGUCCUCCACGGACACGGCCCGGGACCUGUACACGUUCCGGCCGGCGCUGAGCCACUCUGUCUUCCGGCUGGGCCGCGCGGCGGAGCUGUGCGAUGUCACGCUGGACUCGGCGUCCGUGUCCCGGAUCCACGCUGAGCUUCAUGCGGAGAGGGAGGCGGCGGGGGCGGCCGAGGAGGGCUGGAAGGUGCAGAUGAAAGACCGGAGCAGCCACGGUACUUGGGUGAAUGACGUCCGUCUGCAGCCAAAUAUCCAAUGGGAGCUCUCAGAUGGGGACACACUCACCUUCGGCAACCAAUCAGUGAGUGGAAGCCCAGAGUUUUACUUCCUCUUCCAGAAAGUGAGCGUUAGACCUUUGGACUUUGAUGCUAUCACCAUCCCGAAGGCCGGCACCUUUUCCUCAGACCUGAAGAACCGGAUCAGAACUAGCCUGGACCGCAAGGCGGCGGCCAACUUAGACCUGUCGUCGUUGUCCAUCAACAGGGCCACUGUCAUCCUGAACUCCAUUGGAAGUCUGAGCAAGAUAAACGGGACACCCUGGACAUUCAAGAGGAGCGAUGGCAAUGCCGCAGACCCAAACUCCACCUCCCCUCCUUUUACCUCCAUUGCCCCGCCCUCCACCCCUCCUCCCUUUCAACCGGCUACCUCUGGGACGUCUUCCAUGUCCCUCCCUCCCUCGUCCAAGAGCAGGCGCAAGUCGGCCCACACCGUCCUGCUGGAGGACGACAGUUCGGAUGAGCCCAGGAGCCACAGAAGAGCGGACGAUGGCCAGAGAGCGAGAGGCCGGAAGAGAAGACGCCUCUACAGGUCAGAGUCUGAGGGCUUCCACGUCUGUUUGCCCGACCAGGACGUGAGGCGGCAGUUCGACCUGAAGCACUUGCCUGCGCCUAAACCAACCGCGAACGGUCACGCUGUCGUCGCUAACAACAAAGCGAAUUACGUCUCCUUCAGCGUCAGUCAGCGGCGAGGGAUGGACCCGUGUGACCGGAACGCGGCUGUCGCUGUGUUCCGCCAGCAGAAAGUCUUCUCUCCGUCGCCACCGGCCUCUUGUCGGGGGAGGCGUCGGGCUCACGGCUCCGUGGUGUACUCCCCCCUGGUGGUGGGGGGGGAGAGCUACAACCUGGCAUCCCCGUCGGUGAGGUUCUGUAAGGAGGAGCGGGGACAGGCCGGUCAGUUUGCCAGAUUUCACGCGGCCAACGGGAAGCGGCGGGGACGACCCAGGAAACACCCGCCUCCGCGGCCCUCCCUCCCGCCCCCUACCUCCUCGUCCUCGUCGUCGUCCUCCACCUCGUCGUCGUCGUCCUCGAGCUCCUCCUCGUCGUCGUCCUCGGACGACGAGGAGGGCAGCGCGGCCCAGGGGGUGGAGCCGUGCGCGGCCCCGCGGUGCCGCCUUCCACAGCAGGACACCGUGCAGUGGGUCCAGUGUGAUGACUGCGACGCCUGGUACCACCUGGACUGCCUGCCAGGCGACCGGAGCAAUGUCCUGCUGGACCCCAAGGCGGACUUCCACUGUGGUUGCUGUUGACGUGCCGGGAGAACACACCAGAACAUACCGGAACACACAUCCAGAACAUACCGGAACACACAUCAGAACAUACCGGAACACACAUCAGAACAUACCGGAACACACAUCCAGAACAUACCGGAACACACAUCAGAACAUACCGGAACACACAUCCAGAACGCACCAUACUGUAACCAUAUCCAGGCCUUAACCAGACCUUAGUGUAUUCAGGGAUGGUUUAUGGGAAAUAAAAUGUGGCGGGAGUUUGUCAUGUAAUGGGGAAUGUGUGAUUUUAAAAUAGUUGUACAGUGUUUGUGGAUGAGUUUUUUUUAUUGCGACUGACGCUCUGAUGGACAACUGGGCCGGUCUCCCAUGAAUGUUUAACAGGAGGUUGGUUCCGGACAGAGACUACUGGGCCCAGUCCGCCCUUAAAUUGACAUUCUUCAAAGGGUUCAUUGAAGCUUGUUCUUGUAUUGAGCGGUAAGAGCUAUCGCUUAGGUUCUUUCUAACCCUGGGGGCUGAUAUGGACUGUUUAACUAUCUAAGCUAAGAAGGCUGUGCCCUGGUGUUCAGUACAAGUCUUAAGUAGACAGUAAUCAAUGACACGUUUUUGAAUUAUGUGCUCUUAAGUCUUCCAUGUUGGGUUGUUUUAACCCUGCUGUUAUGAGGUAAAUGAAAGCGCUGUUGGUGAAUUCUCUGAAUUCAAGUCUGCAUUUCCACAAAAUGCAUCCCGAUAAUCUCAAUCAUACAGUAAUCUAGCUAGGAUGGGAUUAUUUUGGUUCUAUCCCGUUAGUAAGUAAACUUUUUCCAAAAACAAGACAAACGUGUUUUCUGCAUUUAGACUAAAUUUCAUGUUAUAAUUGUCUCUUAAAUACUUAUUUCAGAAUUAUAACAGUUUGAGGUAUUGCUUUUUCUUUUAAAUUAACAAUACGUUUUCUGAUGACAUUGAUUUGCGUCACCUUUCAGUGUAAGCAAAUUUGUCCAUGACAUUAAUCUAUUUAGUAUAAAGCGCUGGGAUAGCCAACCAUCCCCGGGAGCUAGCCUCAUGCAUGGUUUUGUUCGAGCCUGACUACUUGUAACUUAGGUUUUUGAGAGACUGAACUAGUUAUGAUAUAGUAUGGUUGGGAUAAAAGCAUGCUCACCAAGUAGCUCUCCAGGAAGAGGGUUUGUCAGAACUGGGGUGCAUUAAACAGGAUUUCAUGUUUUGGGAUGUUCAGAUAGAAAUAGGUAAUGUAGCUCAGAUGUACCUCUAUGACAUGUAGAAUAAUAUCGGCUCUAUUCAUGGAAUUUCUAUCUGCAGCGUUCUAUUACAUUCGGCUACUAUAUGAUCGCAAACCGUUUCAUACUUCACUUUAAAACUUAGCUUAUUAUAUAAGAUCUGCUCACAAGAGCACCUUACAGUUGGUUGCUUCUCUCCGAUUAUUGGUGUUUGUGUUCCAAGUUAUCAGGGAAGAAAUAAAAGGUAUUUAAAAAUGUAUGGAUGGAAUUUGUUUUUAUAGGUUAGUUAACUAAUGCUUAUGCUGAAAAUAACUCAAACACCUAUUCACAAGUAUUUCUGGGUACUCCAGCUGAGUAUUGAUCUUGAUGCUUCACCACUUUAUUGAACCUUCUCCAGGGAAUCCAAAUCACCAAUGUGUUGGAGAUUUUCAAUUCACCAUGAUAUUGCCGUGACUCAGACUUCACUUCAGUCCUCUGGUGUACAUACCGUAUUUUCUGCUCUGGGGUUGUGAGUCAAGAUAACAUUCUCUGGCCUUUAUAAUAGGUUUUUUAUCAUGAUGUAUUUUCUCCAAUUGAAGCGUGUCUGCCCUCGGGUUAGUGAAGUGUGCCCUAAAACCCUGGUUAACUUGAUACCAAGUCAGAUCUGUGCAAACAGACUCGCAGGCAGCCAGGGAGAGAGAUUACGGAGGGGGAGAACACCAUCCGACCCACAAGGGCGAGGAUCUGUUUCCAUGGCAACGCUUUUUUUUUGUGCCAGCCACAGCAACGGAGUGUUAAUUCCGGGAACCUUGGAGGCAAUUGGAAAUGAGACAGUAGGGAAGGAAAAUCUAU
Messenger RNA from Esox lucius (northern pike), 4134 nucleotides. RefSeq names its product transcription factor 19 (SC1), like (gene tcf19l). Gene Ontology annotation, molecular function: protein binding. The record is from RefSeq and is a predicted model, not a curated record. Gene Ontology annotation, biological process: regulation of gene expression. Lineage: Eukaryota; Metazoa; Chordata; Actinopteri; Esociformes; Esocidae. The transcript has 4 exons. Bases 539 to 2107 code for a protein of 522 amino acids. Gene Ontology annotation, cellular component: nucleus.